AUGACCUGCGGUGCGGACUAUGACUGCCGCCAGCUGCCGGAGGAGCAGCCGUACCGCAUCAUGCGGCUGAAUCGUAGACCGGCCGUUGGUCCCUCCCAUCAGGGGGCCUGCGGUGCCGCGGAGGAGUGCGGGGGCCCGCACACGCGGAGCAGCCGCAGCAGUGAAAGUCGAUCCGCCCCGUCGCUGCAGGUGUACGUGGCGCCCGCGUCGGAGACAGACGCGCCUGCUUUUCCUUCCACACCGCCGCACGUGGGCGGCGAUGCCGCCGUGCCGAGCCAGCGGCUCCACCUGCGCGGCGCAAGCACCACGCGGGCCGUCUCUUGCCACCUCGAGGGCGGCGCCGCGCUCGUCACCGACGAAGCGCGUCUUUUGUUUGCGGGGCGGGGACCGGCGCCGGGCGGCGCCUGCACGGCGAUGCAGCAGCACGUGCAGCUCUUCCGCGACCCCACGGCGACGGCCACCCCGCCGUUUGGCGACACGGCAUCGACGGCAGCAGCCGCCGCCGCCGCCGCAGGCCCCGCGCACUGCCGGCGGGCUCGGCUCGAGAUGCUGCGCGGCAGCGGGCCGCUCUGGUGA
Molecule: messenger RNA, 576 nt
Organism: Trypanosoma conorhini
Lineage: Eukaryota; Euglenozoa; Kinetoplastea; Trypanosomatida; Trypanosomatidae
Exons: 1
Coding region: 1-576 (191 amino acids)
Source: RefSeq, a predicted model, not a curated record